UGAAUUAGUUAUUAAUUUUUUCUGAGAUUUUAAAAAAUAGCAUAAAAGCAAGGUUCACUCACAGGUUAUUCAGCUUCACACUCCUUGCGAUUUGUAUUGAGUGAAGAAAAAAGAAGAGAGGUUCCGUUCUGUAUCUUGGUUGUAGCGGUGAAUUGAUAGCCAUGGCUUCCUCCUCAGCUUCUCCGACACCGGGCACUGCCGCUGGGAACUCGAAGAAAGGGUUAGGGUUUUUGUCUCAUGCGGUGAAACGGAAGGACAGUUUCAUUCAAUUCUUCGCAAUGACGGGAAUCCUUCUCCUCAGCAUGCGAUCUUUAGGGCAGAAAUACAAAAUCCACAACCUCGAAGAAGAUAUCCACGUCCUCAGGGACGAGAACGCUUCUCUCUCCGACCGCAUCAAAAACAUCAAGCGCGACCUCCUUCGAGAAGCUUCUCUUGACUCCUCCGGCCUCUUCGCUUCUCGCCUUCGCCGCCUCUUUUCCGCAGAAUGAUUGUCCGUAAGUUUUUGCUACUGUUUUUGAUCUCUCAACAAACAAUUUCAACUGUUCCCGUACUCUCUUGAAAUUAGACUUGUCAACAAUAAUAGCCUUUGAAGGUGUCUGUUGCUUUUUAGGAAUACACUGCUAUGCUUGUCCUAUGGUAGUGAUUCUUGUUGAGGAUUUCAAGUGUUUGCUCUUAGAGAUUCAUAUUAAAUACAGUGUACUGUGAGAGUGAAUAAUGAAUAGAAGGGAUAGACGAUUCUUCAUAUAGCGGUUUCGACAUCUAUGUUUAGAAAUUGUAAUCUUCCGUGUAGAACCUGAGCUUAGAUGCUAGUUGAAUUUGAUGAUAAGAUAACUUUUCCUCUGAAAUGAGAUUCAGUGGUUAUAAGUUUUGUUUAUAUGUUAAGGGAUUUG
Molecule: messenger RNA, 890 nt
Organism: Vigna angularis (adzuki bean)
Lineage: Eukaryota; Viridiplantae; Streptophyta; Magnoliopsida; Fabales; Fabaceae
Exons: 1
Coding region: 162-488 (108 amino acids)
Source: RefSeq, a predicted model, not a curated record